Molecule: messenger RNA, 790 nt
Organism: Panicum hallii
Lineage: Eukaryota; Viridiplantae; Streptophyta; Magnoliopsida; Poales; Poaceae
Product: pathogenesis-related protein PRMS-like
Exons: 1
Coding region: 48-539 (163 amino acids)
Cellular component (GO): extracellular region
Source: RefSeq, a predicted model, not a curated record
AAGAAGUUACAGCCGCACAUCUGCCAUUUCUAGCUUAAUCUAGACCAAUGGAGCCAUCCAAGCUAGUAGUUGUUUUGCUCGUGCUGGCCAUGGCGACCAUGCGGCCUUCCAGCGCUCAGAACUCGCCUCAAGACUACCUCACGCCCCACAACCAGGCCCGCGCCGCCGUCGGCGUCGGCCCGUUGACCUGGAGCACGAAGCUGCAGCAGUUCGCGGAGAGGUACGCCGCGCAGAGGGCCGGCGACUGCCGGCUGCAGCACUCGGGCGGGCCCUACGGGGAGAACAUCUUCUGGGGCUCCGCCGGCGCCGACUGGAAGGCGGCGUACGCGGUGAGGUCGUGGGUGGACGAGAAGCAGUGGUACAACUACGCCUCCAACAGCUGCGCCGCCGGCAAGGUGUGCGGCCACUACACGCAGGUGGUGUGGCGUGCCACCACCAGCAUCGGCUGCGCGCGCGUCGUCUGCAGCAACAACCGCGGGGUCUUCAUCACCUGCAACUACGAGCCCCGCGGCAACAUCGUAGGACAGAAGCCCUACUGAUCGCUAAACUAUAUCCUCUGGCUCAUGGAUUACGUGGCAUGGGUGCAUGGGACUUUCUAUUAUACGAAUAAUAAGGCACUAAGUAAAUAAAGUGUCAGUGUGGGCCGUUAAAUAUCACGGUGUGCUACCUCUAUCUCUUAAUAAAGCCAAUAAAUAAAGGAGUUUGCUAUUUAUUGAUAGAAGGUUGUUUUUUUCCUGUUAUAUACUCCAGGAGUGUGCUACCUCCAUCCGCAAUACUAAAUAAAUACAGU